Sinocyclocheilus anshuiensis is the source of this 1772-nucleotide messenger RNA. It is a transcript of the gene pla2g15, whose product is annotated as phospholipase A2, group XV. The record is from RefSeq and is a predicted model, not a curated record. Gene Ontology annotation, biological process: lipid metabolic process. NCBI's taxonomy places the organism in Eukaryota, Metazoa, Chordata, Actinopteri, Cypriniformes, Cyprinidae. The transcript has 6 exons. Bases 1 to 1269 code for a protein of 422 amino acids.
AUGAUCGUCACAUUGUCUGUGCCCAUCCCGCUGUCACUGUUCCGCAGACCCAGAAGAGACGCUUCUCAGAUCACUCUCAGACCUCACGAUGGACAGAUAAACACAAAUGCACCCUUGAUCCUGGUUAGCUGGCCUAAUUACUUCUCUCUCUCUGUAGUUCCAGGAGAUCUUGGGAAUCAGCUUGAAGCAAAACUUGAUAAACCUAGUGUAGUGCACUACAUCUGCUACAAGAAGACAGAGGACUACUUCACAUUAUGGCUCAACCUGGAGCUGCUGGUGCCGGUGGCCAUUGACUGCUGGAUUGAUAACAUGAGGCUACUGUACAAUCACUCAACCCACCUCACUGAAGCUCCUCCGGGGGUGGAUGUCCGAGUGCCUGGUUUUGGACAGACAUAUAGUUUGGAAUAUCUGGAUCCUAGCAAACGGAGUGUGGGCAUGUACUUCUUCACUAUAGUACAGGCAUUGGUUGACUGGGGUUAUACCAGAGACGAUGAUGUCCGAGGUGCCCCCUAUGACUGGCGUAAAGCCCCAAAUGAGAAUAAGGAGUACUUCUUGCGUCUGCAGCAGAUGAUUGAGGAGAUGGCUAAUAAAGCUGGUGGUCCUGUGGUUCUCAUCGCACACAGUAUGGGGAAUAUGUACACACUCUAUUUUCUUAAUCACCAGCCACAGGCUUGGAAGGACCGGUACAUCAAGGCAUAUGUGUCUUUAGGUCCUCCAUGGGCCGGAGUGGCCAAAACUCUGAGAGUUAUGGCAACAGGUGACAACAACCGCAUUCCUGUCAUCAGUCCUCUAAAAAUUCGCACCCAGCAGCGAACGGCCGUCUCCACCGUCUGGCUUUUCCCCUACGCCCACACCUGGCCCAAAGACAUGGUCCUGGUUUCCACCCCCAACACCAGCUACACUGUCCAAGACUAUCAGCGCUUCUUCAAAGAUAUCAACUACGAGGACGGCUGGGCUAUGAGGCAGGACACAGAACCGCUGGUCAGUGCACUUCAGCCUCCGGGCGUUCCUGUCCACUGCCUUUAUGGCAGCGGAAUCCCCACACCUCAGGGAUACAAUUACACAAACUUCCCAGACGUAGAUCCCACCGUCAUCAACGGGGAUGGAGACGGAACGGUCAACCUGUUGAGUGCGACACAAUGCAAACGCUGGAUGGGCCAACAGAAGCAGCCUGUUAACAUGUUCGAGCUGCCUGGGAAUGAGCACGUUGCCAUGCUGUUGAACAUAACUACGGUUAAGUACAUCAAAAAGGUGCUGUUUUCACCGUGAUGGCAUCACACUUCCCUUGUUUAACUUUGAACUGAAGAUUGUGGUUUGCCAAAGGUACAAGACUCGGUUCUGCUUUUUGGGUGAGAUGGGUCACUUCUAGAGGAUGUACAUUAUCUAAAUUCGUUUAAUUCAGGUUUAUCAGGAGAUCAGCGUGAAAUAGUCAUCUAUUGUUGGGCACAAUCAACAUUUAUAGAAAUUGUAUUUUUUAUUUUUUUUUACUGAUUAAUUCAAAUCUAACAAUUUAAUAUUAUAGAGGUUUUAAUGCACAAAUUACAGUUGAUUCAUGUGAAAAACAAUUGCCUGCCAUUAAACAUUUUUAAAUAUUGUCCGUUUUUAAUCUCUUACCUCCUACUUCUUAAAAUCUACUGAUUUUUACCUAGUGCUUAUUUUUUAUGCAUUUUCUAUCCAAAUUGUACUGACGCUGCAGUAUUUCUGUCGAACAAGCUAGAGGCUAUUUAUCAGGCUGUCUGUGACCAGUAUUGAUUUAUGGUUUAUUAAGAGAU